This is a messenger RNA of Venturia canescens, 950 nucleotides long. RefSeq names its product ER membrane protein complex subunit 3 (gene EMC3). NCBI's taxonomy places the organism in Eukaryota, Metazoa, Arthropoda, Insecta, Hymenoptera, Ichneumonidae. The record is from RefSeq and is a predicted model, not a curated record. Bases 81 to 860 code for a protein of 259 amino acids. Gene Ontology annotation, cellular component: EMC complex; membrane. Gene Ontology annotation, biological process: protein folding in endoplasmic reticulum. The transcript has 3 exons.
UUUUAUGCUCAGGCAACUUUUUGUAGGCCCUGGUUGUAGGUUGUGAUUGUGAUCAAUUUAGCAUUUUUAUAGUCCUAAUCAUGGCAGAAUUGUUACUCGAUCCUAAUAUUCGAGGAUGGGUAUUUUUGCCAAUAGUUGUGAUAACGUUUCUCGUAGGCAUAAUACGCCAUUAUGUAUCUAUUUUACUUGCAUCACAGAAAAAGGUCGAGGUUCAUCAGGUGCAAGACAGCCAAGUGAUGAUAAGAUCACGACUCCUUCGUGAAAAUGGACAGUACAUUCCCAAAACUGCUUUUCUUAUGAGACGAUACUUUUUCAACAAUGCUGAAACUGGUUACUUUAAAACACAAAAACGACCACCAGUAUCGCAGAAUCCUAUGACCGAUCCAAGUAUGAUGACAGACAUGUUGAAAGGCAACGUUACUAAUGUCUUGCCUAUGGUACUCAUUGGUGGAUGGAUUAACUGGAUGUUUUCUGGUUUUGUAACAACCAAGGUACCAUUCCCGUUGACACUGCGCUUCAAACCCAUGUUGCAACGGGGCAUAGAAUUAGCAACUUUGGAUGCUGCAUGGGUAUCUUCGGCAUCUUGGUAUUUUCUAAAUGUAUUUGGACUUCGUUCAAUCUAUACUCUGGUGCUGGGAGAAAAUAAUGCAGCGGACACGUCGAGGUUGCUGCAAGAUCAGGUAUCUGGGGCUGCUAUGUCCAUGCCUCCUGAUCCAAAAGCUGCGUUCAAAUCGGAAUGGGAAGCGCUCGAGAUUUGUGAGCACAAUUGGGCGCUCAAUGGCAUCGAUCUUGAGUUCACAGGUGUCGAUGGCAAAACUGAUAGUACCGAAAAUAUAUACCAUCAAAGUAAAUCAAAUUAGGUCUAUUUAUAAUCAUGAUUAUUGUCAUCACUCUUAUUAUAAGCUACAUCUUUAAAAAGCAUUUAUUUAUAAAACCAACUUGAUAAGUUA